GUCCAUGUGAAAACAAUGGGACAUGUGCAGAAAACAGUUCUGCUAGAAAUGGAUUCAAAUGCACUUGUUUGAACGGGUUUUCUGGAGAAACAUGUGAAUUUGAGCCAUGUGAUAGUAAUAUAUGUGAAAAUAAUUCAACAUGUGAAACAGACAUAGCAGCUGAUGAUGGUUAUACUUGUUCGUGUAUUAAUGGCUUCAAUGGUACUUACUGUGAGAAUGAGCCAUGUGAAAGUAAUAUAUGUGAAAAUAAUUCAACAUGUGAAACAGACAUAGCAGCUGAUGAUGGUUAUACUUGCUCGUGUCCUAAUGGCUUCAGUGGGACUUACUGUGAGAUUGAACCAUGUGAUAAUAAUUUAUGUGACAACAAUUCAACGUGUGAAACAGACAUAGCAGCUGAUGAUGGUUAUACUUGCUCGUGUCCUAAUGGCUUCAGUGGGACUUACUGUGAGAUUGAACCAUGUGAUAAUAAUUUAUGUGACAACAAUUCAACGUGUGAAACAGACAUAGCAGCUGAUGAUGGUUAUACUUGCUCGUGUCCUAAUGGCUUCAGUGGGACUUACUGUGAGAUUGAACCAUGUGAUAAUAAUUUAUGUGACAACAAUUCAACCUGUGAAACAGACAUAGCAGCUGAUGAUGGUUAUACUUGCUUGUGUCCUAAUGGCUUCAAUGGGACUUACUGUGAGAUUGAACCAUGUGAUAAUAAUUUAUGUGACAACAAUUCAACGUGUGAAACAGACAUAGCAGCUGAUGAUGGUUAUACUUGCUUGUGUCCUAAUGGCUUCAGUGGGACUUACUGUGAGAUUGAACCAUGUGAUAAUAAUUUAUGUGACAACAAUUCAACGUGUGAAACAGACAUAGCAGCUGAUGAUGG
This is a messenger RNA of Owenia fusiformis, 871 nucleotides long. Lineage: Eukaryota; Metazoa; Annelida; Polychaeta; Sabellida; Oweniidae. The record is from the annotation of a GenBank genome assembly.